AGGGAUAUGAUGAAUUCGAAAACAAUUUGAGGAUGAUAGUAGAUGUACGAGAUGUAGCUGAAGCACUGCUAUUGGCAUAUGAGAAGCUCGAAGCCGAAGGAAGGUAUAUAUGCACAGCUUACAUGAUCAAGUCACAAGAUCUGGUGGAAAUACUCAAGAAAAACUACCCGAACUACAAUUAUCCUAAGAAAUUUACUGAGGGAAAGGAAGAAGAAAAGCUCAGUUCAGAGAAAUUGCAGAAGCUGGGUUGGAGUUACAGACCGAUAGAAGAAACUCUGGUUGAUUCCAUUGAAAUCUGUAAACUAGCCGGACUUCUGGACUAAAUGAUCUUGGCAUUCUGUUGUAGUUUUUACAAGUUGUAUCAUCAAGCAUUCUCAUAUCCAGAACCUCUUUGCUCUAUAGAUGUUGUAUUGGGUAUUGUUGUAAACGAUCCUUGUUCAUUUUGCAAUAUCGCUGUGACUCAUGACUCCAGUUAAUUUGAAAUAUGGUAUUUGAACACUGCAAUUAAUGUUACACGAUUACAUGGAACUUUAGUUUUUGUGGAAAUUGAUGCUGUGGACAGGAUAUGAGGAUGUAUAUUGUUUGUUGGUCACUUGUCUUGUCUUGUGACUGUUUGGAUCAUAGAUUUGGGUAGUAAUUUUGAAAGAAAGUGAGAAUUAUGAAUUUGGACAGGGAUUAUCCAUAAUCUAAACACAAUUUUAGGGGCCAUAGUUUCUUUAGCUGCUUCUCUUGAUUUGUUUUACACUUACCUAGUUUAAUCCAAUCCGUUUAAAGCUGUUUGUUAAAUGGACGAGUUUAAAUUAGAUUGUUUUAAUACGUAAUCCGUUUUGACCAACAGCAAGCCCGCCCAUUUUUUACCUCUGUCACGUUGUAAUAAAUGAUUGGACAAGUCAUGGCAGCAGCAAAUAUUACCUGGUGGGCUUUCCAGAUCAGGGUUCAUCCGCAACCACGAAAAGGUAAA
This is a messenger RNA of Camellia sinensis, 961 nucleotides long. NCBI's taxonomy places the organism in Eukaryota, Viridiplantae, Streptophyta, Magnoliopsida, Ericales, Theaceae. The record is from RefSeq and is a predicted model, not a curated record.